UGCGUGUCGGAAAGGAGGGAGGGGUAGGAUUGCAUCUCGAUCAACUAAUAUACGAUGGAUAUGCACACUGCCGAGUUGGGAAACGACUUCGUGACCUGCACCACACACACAGAUACAGAAACAUGCACACGGCUUAUCUGCGCGGAGGGGAGACCCCACGGGACGACCGAUGUGCUGAGAUUCGGAACGCCACGCGGCAGGACAGGCCCAAUGGCAACGCAUUUUUGGGCUCAACACCAUCCAUGCCUGUCGGCCCUUGUGUUUGUGAUGGAAGUACACCCUCACGCAUAUU
This is a messenger RNA of Cryphonectria parasitica EP155, 292 nucleotides long. RefSeq lists its product as uncharacterized. NCBI's taxonomy places the organism in Eukaryota, Fungi, Ascomycota, Sordariomycetes, Diaporthales, Cryphonectriaceae. The annotation marks the transcript as partial. The transcript is spliced from 2 exons. The record is from RefSeq and is a predicted model, not a curated record.